GACAGUUGGCUGUCAGGUCUCGACCACAAGUUGAGUUUGGGCCAAACGAGUGCGUAAAACAGACGACUUCCAGUGGAGUUUAAAGCUCAUGUGGCUUCUUUAUAUGUCGCCUUGUAGUUUCUUUCGGUUCGUCGUGUAUAGAUUACAGGGUGUGUGUUUUUAAGUUCAGUCACUGCUGCUCACGACAGCGUCCAGUACACGAGCGCCGUUACUCUCAACUGCUGCGUCUGUCAGGACCAAACGCUUAUAAAAAACUCGUUGCAGCAAAGGAGAAUUGUCAGCUGAGCCCUGUGGUUUGCGCGCCGCAUCCUCGCGGCUCCGUAACCAUGGGCAACCGGGGGAUGGAGGAGCUCAUCCCGCUGGUGAACCGCCUGCAGGACGCCUUCAGUGCCAUCGGACAGACCUGCGACCUGGACUUGCCGCAGAUCGCGGUGGUCGGGGGUCAGAGCGCAGGCAAAAGCUCUGUCCUGGAAAAUUUCGUGGGCAGAGAUUUCCUGCCGAGAGGCUCAGGAAUUGUUACAAGGAGACCACUUGUCCUUCAGCUCAUCAGUUCAACUACAGAGCAUGCCGAGUUUCUGCACUGUAAAGGAAAGAAGUUUACAGACUUUGAUGAUGUCCGACGGGAGAUCGAAGCAGAGACAGACAGAGUCACGGGAACAAAUAAGGGCAUAUCCUCCAUUCCCAUCAACCUUCGUGUCUACUCUCCAAAUGUUUUGAACCUUACUCUAAUAGAUCUUCCAGGCAUAACUAAAGUACCAGUGGGAGAUCAGCCCCCUGACAUUGAAUACCAGAUCAGAGACAUGAUCAUGCAGUUCAUCUGCAGAGAGAAUUGUCUCAUCCUGGCUGUCACACCCGCUAACAUGGAUCUGGCUAACUCUGAUGCGCUUAAACUGGGCAAAGAUGUUGAUCCACAGGGCCAUCGCACCAUCGGUGUGAUCACUAAGCUGGAUCUGAUGGACAAGGGCACAGAUGUCAGGGACGUGCUGGAGAACAGGUUACUGCCACUACGCAGAGGUUAUGUUGGCGUGGUAAACCGUAGUCAGAAAGACAUUGAGGGAAAAAAGGACAUCAGUGCAGCUUUAGCUGCAGAAAGACGGUUCUUCAAGUCACAUCCUGCAUAUAGACAUAUGGCAGACUGUAUGGGCACACCGUACUUACAGAGGCUCCUCAAUCAGCAACUUACCAACCACAUUCGUGACACAUUACCAGCAUUACGCAGUCGACUACAGGGUCAGCUUCUCUCACUGGAUAAAGAGGCAGAGGAGUACAAGUGCUUGAACCCAGAUGACCCUUCACGCAAGACCAAGGCUUUAAUGCAACUGAUACAGCACUUUGGCCUGGAUUUUGAGAAGCGAAUCGAGGGAUCUGGGGAUCAGGUGGACACAGUGGAGCUUUCAGGAGGAGCCAAAAUCAACCGCAUCUUUCAUGAGCGUUUUCCCUUUGAACUGGUUAAGAUGGAGUUUGAUGAGAAAGAAUUACGAAGGGAGAUCAGUUACGCCAUUAAAAACAUCCAUGGCAUCAGGACAGGCCUGUUCACACCCGAUAUGGCCUUUGAAGCUAUAGUGAAGAAGCAGAUUGUGAAGCUUAAAGGACCGUGUCUCAAGUGUGUAGACAUGGUGAUUCAGGAGCUCAUCAACACAGUACAACAGUGUACCAACAAGUUAGAGUCCUUUCCAAAACUGCGGGAGGAGACGGAGAGGAUAGUGACUACACACAUUCGGGAACGAGAGAGUCAAGCCAAAGACCAGGUUUUACUCUCACUAGAGAUUCAGCUCUCCUACAUCAACACAAACCAUGAAGAUUUUAUCGGGUUUGCAAACGCUCAGCAGAAAACCAAUCAAACGAGUAAGAAGCCUUCAGCAGGGAACCAGGGUGCUGCCCCUCCUCCAUCCAGUCAAAUUGUGAUUCGCAAGGGCUGGUUAACCAUCAACAACAUCAGUCUGAUCAAGGGAGGGGCCAAGGAGUACUGGUUCAUGCUCACUGCAGAGAGUCUGUCCUGGUUUAAAGAUGAUGAGGAAAAAGAGAAGAAAUACAUGCUUCCACUGGACAACCUGAAGGUGCGAGACAUAGAAAAGGGCUUCAUGUCCAGCAAACAUGUCUUUGCCAUCUUUAACACGGAGCAGAGGAACGUGUAUAAGGACUACAGGCAUCUGGAGUUGGCCUGUGACACUCAGGACGAUGUGGACAGCUGGAAGGCCUCUCUGCUGCGAGCUGGGGUUUACCCAGAGAAAACCACAGUGGAUGGAGAAGGUUCAGGCCAGGCGGAGAGCUUUUCCAUGGAUCCUCAGUUAGAGCGUCAGGUCGAGACCAUCCGCAACCUGGUUGACUCGUACAUGAGCAUCGUCUACAAAAGCAUCCGAGACCUGAUGCCCAAGACCAUCAUGCACCUUGUCAUCAACAACGUCGAGGAGUUUAUCCACUCUGAAUUGCUGGCUCAGUUGUACUCCUCAGGAGAUCAGUACUCUCUGAUGGACGAGUCUCCUGAACAGGCCCUGCGCAGAGAAGAGGUGCUCCGUACCCACGCUGCCCUGAAAGAGGCUCUAAACAUAAUCACUGAUAUCUCCACCUCGACCAUCUCCACCCCUUUGCCACCCCCAGUAGAUAACUCCUGGCUUCAUAGUGGCUCGCUACAAAGAAGGUCUCCUCCAAGUUAUAGUGUCCCUAAGAAGCAUCCCGCUCCGCCUGCUCCUUCGUUACCAACUCGCUUGGAUGCUCCUGCCCCACCGGUCUCCAACAGCACCGAUACCACCAACACUACCAGCCGCCCCAAACGAGUCCCUCCUAGUGUUCCCAGGAGACAGCCACCAGCGGUGCCCACUCAACAGCCACACUGAGACACAAAUGCCCACCUGCGAGAGAAAAAGCGCCAACGACAGGACCCGCUUGAAUUUUCUUACGAAGACAGCAAAGAUUCACAUCUUAGACACAGUGGAAAAUGAUCAAAACAGAUUUCGGUGUAGGAAAACACAUCUCCAGAUGGGCUUUUUCGCACACCGAUUCUGCUUUUGGCGGUAAGAUUGAGCUCUGUGCUGAAGUUUGUGCCUGUUUUGUACAUAUGUUGAUGUUUGCAAUGUGAGCGAGUUAUAUUCAGCUCUUUAUUAGGCUUAAAUAAAAAGCAUUUUGGGAUUUUGUAAAUACUGUGUGCUUAAGAAGUCCAACAUUUUCCUUCAGUUAAAGUAAGCAACACUUUUAUAAUUGUUUAUGGUUAGUGAUAGCUAUCUGAACCAACCCCUAAUUCUGAGUUUAAAACAUCAGCGUGCAAUUUCACACACUGGUUGUGCUACGAAAACAUGAUGUUUAUCUUAAAUCAUGCAGCU
Messenger RNA from Labeo rohita (rohu), 3317 nucleotides. RefSeq names its product dynamin 3a (gene dnm3a). The transcript has 22 exons. NCBI's taxonomy places the organism in Eukaryota, Metazoa, Chordata, Actinopteri, Cypriniformes, Cyprinidae. The coding region runs from base 327 to 2834 and encodes 835 amino acids. Gene Ontology annotation, cellular component: microtubule; cytoplasm; membrane. Gene Ontology annotation, molecular function: microtubule binding; GTP binding; GTPase activity. The record is from RefSeq and is a predicted model, not a curated record.